This is a messenger RNA of Macrosiphum euphorbiae (potato aphid), 5610 nucleotides long. The record is from the annotation of a GenBank genome assembly. Lineage: Eukaryota; Metazoa; Arthropoda; Insecta; Hemiptera; Aphididae.
AUGGAAUUUAACCGACCUGCAAAUUUAAAACUGACUGGUAAUUUAAAUGACAACUUUAAAAUAUUUAAACAAGAAGUUGAAGUUUAUUUUAUGGCUACUGAGACAAACAGUAAGAGUCAGGAGGUUCAAGUGGCAAGAUUACUCAAUUUAUUAGGACCAGAUGGCUUAAAGUUGUACAACACAUUUAAGAUUGAUGUUGUGACUGUAGACAAUAUUUUCAAGUCGUUAGAAGAAUAUUGUGUCCCAAGGAAAAAUGAAGUGAUGGAGCACUACAAAUAUUUUACUCGAAAACAGGCAGAAGGUGAACCAUUUGAUAAAUUCUACGCAGAUUUGCGUGAAUUAAUUAAAUCAUGUUCGUUUGGUGAAUCAGAAGAAGCACUAUUGCGUACACAAGUAGUUCUGGGAAUAAACGAUAAAGAUUUGCAGUCUAAACUAUUACGUGAAGACUUACCGUUGUUAAAAGUCAUUAAAUAUUGCCAAGUGGUAGAACAAGCGGAAGCAAAUUGUCGACUAGUACAAAAAGAAAAUUUAACUGUGGAUCAAGUGGAGAAAAGCAAAAACUGGCGUUUCAAAUCUAAGGAGGCAAGUAAAUCAAAUCAUCAACAAAAUGCAACAAAGAAAUAUGAAAAGGGAAAUUACAGCGAAUCAAAUCAAGGCAAGUCUAACAGUGCUGAUUACAAAGAUCAAAGUGUGGGUAAGAAUAACCAAAAAAUAUUUAAUUGUUUUAAAUGUGGUAAUCAACAUGCUAUAAACAAAUGUCCUGCAUUUGGAAAAAAUUGUAAAGCAUGUGGUAAACUAAAUCAUUUUGCUGUAAAGUGUAAAUCUAAAGAAAAAUAUAAUAAUUAUCAAGUGAAUGAGGUACAUCAAAAUGAUGAAAAGGAAGUAACAUAUUUAUCAUUAAACACAGUUGAGACUGAGAAAUGUAAAAAUUGGACUGAUAUAGUGGAUAUAAAUAAUAUUAAGAUGGUGAUUAAAAUAGAUACUGGAGCACAAUUAAAUGUAAUGCCAUUAAAUGAGUUUAAAAAAUUAAAUACUAAAUUGGAAAAGAGUAAGGUGAUAAUUAAGGCGUUCGGAGGUUUUCAAAUUAAGUCAUUAGGUAAGAUUAAAGUCUGUAUUAGUAACAAUAAAAAUAAAAUAAUAACAUACUUUGAGGUGGUAGAGUAUGAUGAGUUACCAAUUCUUGGGUUAAAUGAUAGUAUAAGACUAAGUUAUAGCAUGAAUGAAAUAAAUGAAAUUGUCAAAGGAGAUAACGAGAAAGAUAUUUUUGUGCAAAAAAAUAUUGAUAUUUUUACAGGUCUUGGUAAAUUUCCAGAAAAAAUAAAUAUUAAACUAAAGAAUAAUGCAGUUCCUAUAUCUGUUCCGCCUAGAAGAGUUCCUUAUAAAAUUAUAAAUAAUUUAAAAGAAGCUUUAGAUAAUAUGGCUAAACAACAAGUAAUAAUAAAAUGUAAUAAACCGAGUGAGUGGCAGAGCCCGAUAAUAGUUGUCGAAAAACCUGAUAAAAGUCUAAGAAUUUGUUUAGACCCUAGAGAGAUCAAUAAAAGCAUUGUAAGAGAAAUGUAUCAAAUACCCACGUUAGAACAAAUCAAAUUAAAAUUAUCAAAUAAAAAUAUUUUCACAGUAUUAGAUCUUAAAGACGGAUUUUAUCAUUGUGAGCUUGAUGAAGAAUCUCAACAGUUAUGUUGUUUUAGUACACCUUUUGGAUGCUAUAAAUUUUUAAGAUUACCUUUUGGACUGUCAGCAGCUCCAGAAAAAUUUCAAGAAAUUACUACUAAAUACUUUGGUAAUAUAGAAAAUGUAAAUGUUUACUUUGACGACAUACUGAUAGCUGGAGAAACACUAGAGGAGCAUGACAGGGCAUUAAAUGAAGUAAUAAAAAGAGCUAAACAAUUUAACAUUAAGUUUAAUCCUAAAAAAAUACAAUACAAGGUUUCUAAAGUUAAAUUUUUGGGAUUUAUAUUUAGUGCUGAAGGUGUUCAACCAGAUAGUGAAAGAAUAAGAGUUAUUAGAGAAUUGAAUGAACCGUCAAAUAAAAAAGAGUUGCAAUCUUUUCUAGGUAUGGUAAAUUACUUAAGAGGCUUUAUUCCUAAUCUUUCAGAAAUAGUGACACCAUUUAGACUCCUAUUAAAAAAAAAUGUUUUAUGGGAAUGGUCAAUAAAUCAAAGUACAGCUUUUGUGAAAAUUAAAAAUAUUCUAUGUGAAAUUCCUAGUUUAAAUAAUUUCAGUCUAAAUGAAACAUUUGAAAUACAAACCGAUGCUUCGGAAAAAGCAAUAGGAUGCUGUAUAUUCCAAAAUAAAAAACCUGUCCAUUAUGCAUCUAGGUGUUUAAGUGAUUCUGAAAUAAACUUUGCACAGGUAGAAAAGGAAAUGCUUGCUAUAGUGUUCGCAUGUACCAAAUUUCAUUAUUUAAUAUAUGGGCAAAAACAAGUAAACAUUUUUACAGAUCAUCAACCAUUAGUUUCAGUUUUAAAGAAAGAGAUCAAUAAAAUACCUAAUAACAGACUGAGAAGAUUGAGGGUUAAACUAUUAAUAUAUAACAUACAUCUAGAAUACCUGCCUGGGAAGUAUAUGUACGUUGCAGAUUUUUUAAGUCGCAAUUACAUCAAAAGAGAAGAAAAAAGUGAAGAGAUUAUGAAUGAUAUUGUACAUACAUUGGGUGAACUUGAAAUUAAAUUUGAAAAUAAUAAGGAAACUGAGUUUAGGUUAGCUACAUUAAAUGAUGAGGUUUUAAAUCAAAUAAUUGGCUAUUUAAAAAAUGGGUGGCCUAAAAAAUGUACUUCAAGAGAAGAACUAAAACAUUAUUACAAAUUAAAAAAUGAAAUUAUGUUAGAAAAUGAAAUGUUAUAUUGGGGAAUGAGAUUAAUAGUACCUAAGACAAACGUGGGACCUAUUCUGCUGUGCAUGAACUCAUACAAAGACAUCGGUAACCCUAUGACGCUCACCAGUAUGAGAGGCGCCACGCUAGACUUCAAGUUGCACAAGGUCAUUCUGGACGCGGUCAGACAGCAGACCGAAUCCGGAUAUCCGCAGGCCAUCAUACUUUCUGGUGUUAGUGGUUCCGGUAAGACGUACGCUUCGAUGUUGCUGUUAAGACAGUUGUUCGACGUGGCCGGAGGUGGACCCGAAACGGAUGCUUUCAAACAUCUGGCCGCCGCGUUCACAGUUCUUAGGUCAUUGGGAUCCGCCAAGACGUCUUCAAACUCGGAAUCCAGUCGAAUCGGUCAUUUUAUCGAAGUACAGGUGACCGACGGUGCUCUGUAUAGGACUAAGAUACACUGUUAUUUCUUGGACCAGACCCGAGUAGUGCAUCCGCUGCCAAACGAAAAGAACUAUCAUAUAUUUUACCAGAUGUUGGCCGGCCUAUCUCAGGAAGAAAGAGUGAAAUUAAACUUGGAAGGAUAUUCGCCGACUAACCUCCAGUACCUGAUGCAGGGCGACACUAGACAGGACGAAGCCGAGGACGCAAUAAGAUUUCAGUCAUGGAAGUCGUGCCUAGGUCUCCUCGGCAUUCCGUUCAUGGACGUGGUGAGAGUUCUGGCCGCGGUACUGCUUUUAGGCAACGUCAAUUUCGCAGACAACGGGUCUGGCGAGGUGGUGGCCAAAGGUGAGACCGAAUUGGCGUCAGUGGCCCGGCUACUGGGCAUCACGUUCUCGUCGCUCUUCCGUGGCAUCACCACCAGGACACAUUCCGAAACUACUCGGGGGAACACCCAACUGAUAAAAACCACUUGCGACGCCAACACAGCCAAUUCGAUAAGAGACUCUCUGGCUAAGGCGUUGUACUGCAGGACCGUGGCGACCAUCGUGCGCAGGGCGAACAGUCUGAAACGAUUGGGUUCGACGUUGGGCACGUUGAGUAGCGACUCCAACGAUUCGGUUCAUAACCAGGCCGAGGUGGCUAGUCAGCACGCGUCCACCAUCGGCACGGCCGGUUCCAAGUCGAGCAAGUCGAUGGCCGCUCUCAAUAACGCCGUAAACAUCGCUAGGCACGCCACGGACGGGUCCAUCGGAAUCUUGGACAUGUUCGGGUUCGAAGAGCCAAAGCCUAGUCAACUCGAACACCUGUGCAUCAACCUUUGCGCCGAGACGAUGCAGCAUUUCUACAAUACUCACAUAUUCAAAUCCAGCAUUGAAUCCUGUCGCGACGAGGGGAUACACUGCGAUGUGGAAGUCGAUUACGUCGACAACGUCCCCUGCAUCGAUCUCAUAUCGUCGUUGAGAACCGGCCUGUUGAGUAUGUUGGACGUCGAAUGUUCCAUCAACGGAUCCGUUGAGCUGUAUUUGAGAAAAGUGAAAUCUCAGCACAGAAACAACCCAAGACUUUUUGAACCCAAGUCCGUGGACCAGAGAUCAUUCGGUAUACAACAUUUCGCCGGCAGGGUCGUGUACGACGCUUCGGAUUUCCUAGAAACUAACAAAGACGUAGUGCCGGACGAUUUAGUGUCCGUUUUCCACAAACAGUCGUGUUCGUUCGGUUUCGCCACGCACCUGUUCGGGAGCGAGCUGAAAGCGUUGUACAGCAUAGAAACAGUACCAAGAGGAAUAAAAUUUCGAAUAUCACCUACUUCGCAUUCCGAUCUUUUAAACGGCAACGAGCCCGUGUCGACGUUGACUCAAGACUUCCACACGAGGCUGGACAACUUGCUAAGAUCGCUGGUACAUGCCCGGCCACACUUCGUACGUUGUAUCAAGGCAAACUCAACUGAGACCCCAGACAAGUUCGACAGAGCGGUAGUCAUGCGACAGAUACGGUCGUUGCAAGUUCUGGAAACAGUCAAUCUGAUGGCGGGAGGCUAUCCGCAUCGGAUGCGGUACAAGGCGUUUAAUCUGAGGUAUAAAAUGCUUGCACCUUUCAACAAACUCUUGCGGACAGACGACCGAGCGACCGAAGACUGCCACCUGAUAUUGCAAUGCAUCGAGAACAAAAUUGACACGAAGCAGAGCGAAGUGAGCAUGAGUUGGGCUUUUGGCAAGAGACACGUCUUCCUCAGCGAGGGCGUAAGGCAACAUCUGGAAAAACUCCGAUGGCAGACUCGUCAUAAUGCGGCUGUACUGAUACAAUGCACUUGGAGGAGCUGGAGGACCAGAAGAAAAUGGCCGGGCACCAAACGAGUCAUGAUGCAAAUGCAACAAGUGUCCAACCCGAUUGUACAGUGUCUUAACAACAAAAUGGGUAUGGGUGGAAGGAAAAUGACUUCUGGUAGUCAAGUUCCAAAUACCGGAAUAACCAACAGCGGCCCAGCGACUUUGACUAGACCCAGGCCACAACCCAUCACUGGAACACCUCCUCCUGAUCAAAUUGAGAAGUUCGAUCAGAAAAUAAUACAGACUUGUAACCUAUUUGGGUUGAAUCUGGAAAGACCUCCGCCGUUACCUCCAAGUCGGUCGUAUACGAUAUCCGGUAAUACGAAAAUGGGAUAUCCGCAAAGCCGUAUCAUGAAAAAAUCUUUUCCUGAAGAAGGAAACUGUGACGUCACGCUGAUAAAAGGCGACGCUGUCAUUGUGGUAGGUACGUCCAACAGGAGAGGACACCUGGUCGUCGAGCACUGUAACAGAAGUCUGGAAGUGCCAUUCCAAUUUUUGGAGCUGAAACCAAGGCCCGUCGCUAUCUAA